AUGGAGGGGUGCGCGGCGGAAGCGGCGGCGGCGGAAGCAACAGUGGGGGCGGGUGCAGAGGUGGAGGGCGAGGGCGAAGAAACUAUGGCAGCGGCCAUGGCGGCCAUGGCGGCGGGGGGCGCGGGCCCAGCCGUGCUGCAGGUGGCCGGCCUCUACCGGGGCCUGUGCGCCGUGCGCAGUCGAGCUCUGGGUCCAGGCCUAGGCCUGGGGCUUGUGGGGACCGAGCAGCUGCGGCUCUUCUCCGUGCGCCGUGGCGCCGGGAGCGGCGAGGCCGAGCUCGAGACCAACCCCUACUAUGACAAGUACCGGGAAAAGAUCCAGCAACUGCGCAGAUCUGACCCCGCUGCCUUCGAGUCCCGCCUGGAGAAGCGGCACGAGUUUCGGAAGCAGCCUGUGGGACACUCCAAGCAAGCCGACUUUAUCAAGUGUGUGGAGCAGAAGACGGAAGCCCUGGGGAAACAGUCUUCGAAGGGAGGAUUCACUAAAGACAAGACUCUCGGCUCGAUCUUGAACCUGGAGAUGGUGAAAGAUAAAAGUGGAGAAGAGAUCCAGCAGAUUUGGCAGCAGUACUUCGCAACAAAAGAUACCAUCUACGCUGUCAUCCCUGCAGAGAAGUUUGACCUGAUUUGGAGCCGAGCCCAGAAGUGCCCAUCUUUCCUGUGUGCCCUCCCAAGGAGGGAAGGUUACGAGUUCUUUGUGGGACAGUGGUCAGGUCCUGAGCUCCACUUCACUGCCCUUAUAAACAUCCAGACUCGGGGGGAGGCAGCAUCAAGCCAGCUCGUUCUCUACCACUUCCCAGAGCUCAAGGAGGAGAAGGGCAUUGUACUCAUGACGGCAGAAAUGGAUUCCACCUUUCUGAAAAUCCCUGAGGCUCAGUGCAUCGCCAACCAGGUACAGCUCUUCUAUGCCACUGACCGGCAGGAGACCUAUGGCCUGGUAGAGACCUUUAACCUCCGACCCAACGAGUUCAAAUACAUGUCUGUCAUUGCAGAACUGGAGCAGAGUGGGCUUGCAGCUGAGCUGAGACCCUCACAAGGACCAGACAAAGCCUAGGGCUGGGGUCAUUGUACUGAUGGUGGUGGUCAGUCCUGAAAAGGGGCCCAAGGACCCAUCAUACACACACAUACAUUCAUGCACCCACACACACGCGCUGGACUCUUUUUGUGUGCUCCUCAGGAUGUUUAUUGUGGGGAGGGGGAUCCCGGAGUUGGCACCCUGGUCUUUGGUGUUUAGAUUUCACAGGGUGCGAUCUUACAAGAAUUCCCUUCCAGUCUCCUUAGGCUGUCCUUGGGAAGGGAGUGGAAGCCAGGUCAGUGAUGCUCUUAACAUCGUUAACAUACUGCAAUUUCAAAAUGUGACACUGUGGUUGCAUGCCAGUGGUUUUGACAUUACAGCCCCAAAGUGAUGGAGUUGUCAUUUAUGUGGAGUGAAGGAGAGAUGACUCUGUUCUGCCUGCCGUGGCCAUGUUUGUGGCUUUCCCAUAGUUGGCACACAGGCAGGCCAGGCACAGGCAUCUCCGAGGGCAGGCUGCCCAUUUCAUCCAGAGGUAUCCAUGUGGUUUAGUUGGAACUAUACCAGACUGGCCCGGGUGCCCGUCUUGUGACCUCCAGGGCUGGCACUUGGUGGAGACAGCAGGCAGUUUUGAUGCCCCCUGAGAGAAAACCACAGAGCGUGCUCAUUCUUCUCACCUGCCCUUUAGAAACACUCUCCAGGUGUUGCGUGCUUGGAGGGGGUGAAUCAGUACAGUCUGAACAUAUACAUAGAUAUAAAAAUGGGUGCCUGGUCCUGAAUCUCAGGGUGGUGGUCCCCAGCUUAGAGCCCCAUAGCUGUUAGCAUAUGACAACAGGGCCUGACUCCCUGGGCGAGCAAUAAAACCGCUCCUGGCUCUCCAA
Trichosurus vulpecula (common brushtail) is the source of this 1892-nucleotide messenger RNA. It is a transcript of the gene ATPAF1, whose product is annotated as ATP synthase mitochondrial F1 complex assembly factor 1. The transcript is spliced from 9 exons. The record is from RefSeq and is a predicted model, not a curated record. Bases 1 to 1053 code for a protein of 350 amino acids. Gene Ontology annotation, biological process: mitochondrial proton-transporting ATP synthase complex assembly. Lineage: Eukaryota; Metazoa; Chordata; Mammalia; Diprotodontia; Phalangeridae. Gene Ontology annotation, cellular component: mitochondrion.